Coregonus clupeaformis (lake whitefish) is the source of this 1322-nucleotide messenger RNA. It is a transcript of the gene sc5d, whose product is annotated as sterol-C5-desaturase. The record is from RefSeq and is a predicted model, not a curated record. Gene Ontology annotation, molecular function: oxidoreductase activity; iron ion binding. Bases 101 to 1036 code for a protein of 311 amino acids. The transcript has 5 exons. Lineage: Eukaryota; Metazoa; Chordata; Actinopteri; Salmoniformes; Salmonidae.
CAGGGAGUUGCAGAUUGAUUACCCGAGUACCUAUAGUUUUGAUGACAUUUUACGCCUUAUCAAGUGGCUUGGUAUAGUGGACAACUGCAUCAGAUUCGACAUGGAUCUCGUGCUGAAUGUCGCCGACCACUAUGUCCUCACCCCCUACGUGUACCCGUCGUCGUGGCCUGAAGACGGGGCGCUGCGCCAGAUCAUCAGCCUGUUGGUAGUCACCAACCUGGGAGCCGCGGUCCUCUACCUGGGCCUGGGGUGGCUGAGCUACCACUUCAUCUUUGACCACAACCUCAUGAAACAUCCACAGUUUCUAAAGAUCAUUGUUGGUCCUCAGAACCAGGUGCGGCGGGAGGUCAAAUACGCCAUGACCUCGCUACCCAUAAUCAGUGUACCCACUGUGGCGUUAUUUUUUCUUGAGGUCAGAGGAUACAGCAAGCUCUAUGACAACGUCGAAGAAUCUCCCAUGGGCUGGCCCUUUGUGCUUCUCAGCAUGAUUUCCUUCCUGUUAUUCACUGACGGGUGCAUCUAUUGGAUUCAUCGGUUUCUUCACCAUAAGAGUAUUUACAAGCACUUCCACAAGCCGCAUCAUGUGUGGAAGAUCCCCACCCCGUUUGCCAGCCACGCCUUCCACCCGCUUGAUGGCUUCCUGCAGGGUCUGCCCUACCACAUCUACCCCUUCCUCUUCCCUCUGCACAAGGUGCUGUACCUGGCCCUCUACAUCUUCGUCAACAUCUGGACUGUGUCCAUCCACGACGGCGACUACCGCGUGCCCAGACCGCUGCAGGAGGUGGUCAACGGGGCAGCCCACCACACGGACCACCACCUCUUCUUCGACGUCAACUAUGGCCAGUACUUUACCCUUUGGGACCGCAUUGGCGGGUCUUACCGCAACCCCUCGGUACUCGAAGGGAAGGGCCCCCUCGACUGCAUUCGUCGACUGACUGCCGAGGGGAAGAUGAGCACUAAUGGGGCUAAUGCUAAUGCCAAUGGGCACACGAAUGGGCAUGCUAACGAAAGCAGUACAAAGAGUAAGGAGGAGUAGUUGGUACAUGUGGUCUAGUGUCAUGAUGAAUGAGUUCUUAGUUGAUAAAGCUAAGCUAGGUGUCAUUUAUAAGGAAUAGCUCACAUACUGCUUCACACAUUGGUUGUUUUCAUUCAUUAUCCCAUUGAAAAUAAUCAAUCUACAGUUGCUUACCUUUAAUUGUCCCUUUAUAAUUUUUUAUUGUUUUUCAAUGCUAGGGAAAGGGAGGAGGCAAGAAUGUCUUGACAUUUAACUGAAAAGCACUGAUAUACUGAAUAUGUGGGUGAUAAAAUUGAUUGGAACUUAA